This is a messenger RNA of Poecilia latipinna (sailfin molly), 1509 nucleotides long. Its product is annotated as ubiquitin-conjugating enzyme E2 Q2-like. Bases 100 to 1236 code for a protein of 378 amino acids. Lineage: Eukaryota; Metazoa; Chordata; Actinopteri; Cyprinodontiformes; Poeciliidae. The transcript has 13 exons. The record is from RefSeq and is a predicted model, not a curated record.
GCUAAUAUGCGAGAUCCGAAGAACCGACUCCACUGCGCGGUCGCAUUCCGCCCUGACUUCCCCUCCGCCAGCGGCCUGGUGCUUUGAGAUGAACAGAAGAUGUCGGUUUCGGGGCUGAAGGCCGAGCUGAAGUUUCUGGAGUCGAUUUUUGACCCAAAUCACGAGCGGUUUCGAAUAAUAGACUGGAAACCCGACGAACUAAGCUGCCAAUUCAACGUAACAAGAGAGAAGCUGCUGAUCAUCCACUGCAACAUCACGGAAUCAUACCCCUUAACGCCCCCGAUAUGGUUUGUUGACUCUGAUGAUCCCAGCCUGGCUGAAGUAUUGGAGCGCCUGGAGGAUGUUAGGAAAGGCAGCACGUUGCUUCUUCAGCAACUGAAGCGGCUUAUUUGUGAUCUCUGUCGGCUUUACAAUCUGCCACAACAUCCAGAUGUGGAAAUGCUGGACCAGCCUCUACCUGCUUGCCCGAUUACACAAGAGCGCAAGCAUGGGCCAACAGAUGAGGUGACAUCUGAAGAGGAAGAGGAGGAGGAAAUGGGAGAGCAGGACAUAGAUCUGGACCAAGACCUGGACCAUUACGACAUGAAAGAAGAGGAACCCCCAGAGGGCAAAAAGUCAGAAGACGACGGGAUAGAGAAAGAAAACCUGGCCAUCUUGGAAAAAAUACGUAAAAAUCAGAGACAAGAUCACUUGAAUGGUGCCGUUUCUGGUUCAGUUCAAGCCUCGGAUCGCUUAAUGAAGGAACUCAGGGAGAUCUACAGGUCGCAGAGUUACAAGACCGGUAUUUAUUCAGUCGAACUAGUCAAUGACAGCCUUUAUGAAUGGCAUGUCAAGUUAAGGAAGGUAGAUCCAGAUAGUCCAUUGCAUAGCGACUUGCAGGUUUUAAAAGAAAAGGAAGGAGUGGACUUCAUUCUGCUCAAUUUCUCUUAUAAAGAUAAUUUUCCUUUUGACCCUCCUUUUGUACGGGUUGUCUCUCCUGUGCUUUCUGGAGGCUAUGUUCUAGGAGGAGGAGCGUUGUGCAUGGAACUUCUCACAAAACAGGGCUGGAGCAGUGCCUAUUCAAUAGAAUCUGUUAUUAUGCAGAUAAAUGCAACUCUGGUUAAAGGCAAAGCUAGAGUGCAGUUUGGAGCCAAUAAGAACCAGUACAAUCUUGCCAGAGCACAACAGUCAUACAAAUCCCUGGUGCAGAUUCAUGAAAAGAACGGCUGGUACACGCCACCUAAAGAGGACGGAUAAGGAGCUGCCGCCACUAUGCACUGGGAACACGUCAUCUUUGGGUCAUCUUGUUUUAUUCAGAAUAUUUUCCCUCUCUGACUUACUGGGAAUAUAUCAUCUUUCUCACAGAAACCAUCUCGCUGCCUCAUUUGAUAAGUAUUCUCCUGGAAAAACUAAACUCUGGUUUGGCCCUCCUCUCUCCUCCCCUUGGAGCUUCAGCGAGGAGGAGAAGGUGACGACAACGCUCGUCCCGUUUUCUAAAUGUUCCCUUUUGUUUUGGGGAGGAAAAAAAAA